Messenger RNA from Dovyalis caffra, 555 nucleotides. The record is from the annotation of a GenBank genome assembly. NCBI's taxonomy places the organism in Eukaryota, Viridiplantae, Streptophyta, Magnoliopsida, Malpighiales, Salicaceae.
AUGGAAAGUGGCAAGAAAGCAGAAGCAGGCCCAUCAUCAACAACAACAACAACAACGGGAGGUGGUUUUGAUGAGAAACUAGAGAAGAAAAAGAAAACCUGUGAAAACCCACCUACUAUAGCAGCUAUUAUUGACGAUGAUGAGGAUGAUGAUGGUGAUGUUGUUGAUAAUGGAGUUCCUGUUGCUGGAUUUGUUCCUGGGCCUUUGCUAUCUCUCAAGGAACAGAUUGAGAAAGACAAGGAAGAUGAUAGCUUAAGGAGGUGGAAAGAACAGCUACUGGGCUGCGUUGAAAGCGAUUUGAAUGGGCAACUGGAACCUGAAGUCAAAUUCCACUCGAUAGGAAUUAUAUCCGAUGACAUUGGGGAAAUAAACACUCCCCUGCCUGUUGCUGAAAGCCAGAGUGGUCGUCUCCUUUUUACUCUCCGGGAAGGAUCUCGAUAUCAGCUUAAGCUAGCAUUCAAUGUUCUGCACAAUAUUGUUUCUGGUCUUAUGUACUCAAAUACAGUGUGGAAGGGGGAAUACAAGGUGCAUAAUCAUCUAGCCCUCUGCAUCUAG